AUGUCUGGACAUGCCGUAAACCAUAUUGUAUGUGUCGGUGCCGUUUACAUCGACACCAUCCUAACUGUUCCCCAUUUCCCCAUAGAAGAUGAAAAGCUACGCGCCAAAUCCAUAACACGAAGAAGAGGCGGAAACACAGCAAACAGCUUAGAAGUGUUAUUGCAACUACAACAACAUGGUCCCGAGACAGCGCGGAAUCCUCGAUCCACAGACUUGCAUCUGCUCGCCGUACUUCCUAAUGAAGAUAGCGCUGCGUCGAAAUUCAUCUGCGAAUCACUGCCCCAAGUGAAGAUAUCCGAUGUGAGUCUGUUUCGCAAACAGCACAAGGAAGCGGCAUCUAGCUAUAUUAUCCAAAGUGAGGAGAACCGGUCGCGCACGAUUGUCAGUCUCAAUCAGCUACCUGAAAUGCAAGACAGCGAGUUUAUGCAGCAGGUCUGUAGCUUUACUGGAGGAGGAGGUGGUGGUGGUGAUGGCAAAGAGCAAGGUUGGAAGAAAGCGUGGUUCCAUUUCGAAGGCCGUGUUCCAGAAAUCACACACUUGUGCGUCCGCUUCCUGCGCGAAAAGUUCCCUCACUUUAAGAUCAGCGUCGAGUGUGAGAAGCCAGAACGCACGAGUAUGGCUGAGGUCGCGCAGUACGCGGAUGUGGUGUUUUAUUCGAAACUCUGGGCCGAGAAGAAUGGGUAUAAAGAUGCGAAGAGUUUUCUUGAAGAUAGGAGGAGUGAGACGAGAGAUGGUGCAAUGUUAUGUUGUACAUGGGGAUCUGGAGGCGCGGCUGCGGUUCAGAAGGGGGAUAAUGAGGUUUGGGCGGAUGUCAGGGCGUGGCAGGCUGAAGGAGAUGGGCAAGCAAAGGUUGUGGACACUAUUGGUGCUGGGGAUACUUUUAUCGCUGGUAUGUUAUUUGCGAUUAAUGAGCAUGGAGAGUGGUCGUUGCAGCGGAAACUUGAGUUUGCGAAUGAGCUGGCUGGAAGGAAGGUUUUGCAGGAGGGAUUUAGUGGCCUAGGGAAGAAAAUGUGGUAA
This is a messenger RNA of Alternaria postmessia, 1017 nucleotides long. RefSeq lists its product as uncharacterized. The record is from RefSeq and is a predicted model, not a curated record. The transcript is spliced from 2 exons. Gene Ontology annotation, molecular function: kinase activity. Bases 1 to 1017 code for a protein of 338 amino acids. Lineage: Eukaryota; Fungi; Ascomycota; Dothideomycetes; Pleosporales; Pleosporaceae.